CGAAGUCAAAGUCAUCUGGCUGUUUUCAUGACAUUUCUGACAUUUCAUGGUUUCGGAAGUUGUGUAUUCUGUGGUUCUAGCAAGUAACAAGGCAGUGCGGCCCAUAGGCUUCUCUCAUCAGCCUAGUUGGCCAAAGAAUCACAGAGAAAUAUAUGUUUCUGCGACAGAACACCCAAUGACCUUGGAACAACUGCAACUAACUUAAUUGGCGCAUUCGGUCUGUCCGCUUUGCCGGUGCUGCUGGCGCCGUUAGGAAAGGUCCGGCAGUCUUGAAUGCACCUAACUUGCUUGGGUGAAUAAGCACAAUUUACAAUUUGCUGCCCAAUUAAAUGCCGUGGUCGUAUUAAUUUAAGUCUUUUCGAACUGUACAUACUUUCGUGAAUUGCUUGUCGGCUGAGGGGGUUGCUCAGGAUGGACAGCGUUGUAAGUGUAAUUUUGCCAGCAGCCGGUACAGGCGAAAGGAUGAAGAUGAAAGUGGCUAAACAAUUCUGUGAGGUCCAAGGAAAACCUGUGAUCUGUCACACAAUAAGCGCAUUUCUGCAAUACAGUUGGAUAUCGGAUAUCGUGGUCGUCUAUCCUCCAGACAAGCAUUCAUUAGUAGUCAGCGCUUUAAAGACCGCUGGUGUGCUGGAAAAGGUUGCACUUGUGCCUGGUGGAACGACGAGGCAUAGGUCAAUAAUGAACGGCAUGAAGCACCUUGAGCAAGAUCCGCCGGACAUCGUGAUUAUUCACGACGCCGUUCGGCCCAUCGUUCCAAGACUCGUUUUGGAGGAAGUUGUGCGGGAAGCAAAGCUCCACGGUGGUGCAGGGCCUGUUGUACCUCUUGUGUCAACAGUGCUGAAGAUUGACAGCAAAGGAUUCCUCGAGGAGUCGCUAGAUCGGUCCAGAUACGUUGCGAGUGAGACUCCGCAAGCAUUUCAGUACCACCUAUUGCUAAAAGCUUAUCAAAGGUGCACAGAAGAGGAUUACACCAACGGCACAGAGUGCCUUGCACUUUUGCAUAAACACUGUGGAGUAGCACCCAAGCUAGUUCCAGGAGCUGAUGAACUGUUUAAAGUUACAUACCGAAAAGAUUUGUAUGCUGCAGCUGGAAUGCUCCAGGGUGCACAGAGCACCUUACCUUAAAUACGAAACGUCAUGUUUGUGAUCUUAUUUUUUGAAUUGAUGAUGUGAUGUAAUUUGUUAUGAUGUUCUUAAUGCUCACAAAUGCUAAGUUACUGUAGAGAUGCGGUUGCAAAAGAAAUCAUUUGACAGGAUUGCAUUGGACAUCAACAUGGUCAUUUUAUUCUUUAAUGGUACAGUAUUCUGCUCUAUCACAUUAACAUUUCAGGAUCCCAAAUUUUGUCAAGUUGAAAGUAUCGUAACUGAGAAAUUUCUAGCAACUCACUCGUUUCAUAAUUAUACUGUUAUGUUUUAAUCUUCAUACAUAGUGCAAUAUAUACAUGCCAUACCUGUGUGGAGUGCAUGCCAUAUAGUGCAGUGUUGAGAUGUGAAACGGGGGGAACAGUAAAUUUUGAAAGCAGUGUUUCAAAAGCAUAGCUAUGCUAAGAUGCACUCAGUCUAAUCAAACAUGCAUAGAGCACUUCUGCAAGGGUUUUGACAUGUUUUAGCACUGUUCAAUGUGGACCAACCUUUCCAUUUUAGGAGGGAUUUUUAUGCGACGAUUUAUGAGGCAUAUUAAAACCAAGAAACCAUUUUUUUAGGUUCAUAUGUGUCAUAGUAACAUUUACUGCAUGCUCUGCUUUGCAUCCUCGCCAUAUGUGCCCAAUUACAUGCUGUGUAGAAUUUUCUUUCAAAUCAAUUUUGAACUUGCAUGUUUCUGAUCUAUUCACUCUUUGUCUAAAGUGGCACUAUUGCACUCCGAGCAAAGAAUGUGACAGACUCCUGGCAGCCCGGAGUCGAGUAACACAUCAUGCUACUCACGUUUCAGUGCCAUGCCUCCUCUCCCCCAUGCCUACAUAGCAGUAUCUCAACAACCAUGCCCUUUGGACUACCUCUUCACACCUUGUUGAUACCCAAAUCAAUCCCAAACUCUCACUUAAUGCACCUGUCGGGCAAGGCUUGAUGACACACAAGUUCUGUGCGAUGCUUUCGAUUUGCUCUUACUGUCGCAGCAGCAUAGCAUGCAUCAGCUUCUUCAGUAUUGGUUAUUGGUAAUCCUAUGCAAGGGACUUCCUCUGCUUCGUUGAGCCCCACCAACUUCUGCCUCAUGUGCAGAGGCAUCACUGCUAUGCUAAGCCACCUAGACAUGAGUGCGGGAGUUGGGUAAUGCCCCAUUAUUUAACGUUGACAGUAGCACCACUGCAUGUGAAUACCUGUGCACUAGCUCUCUGCACCAACCUAACUUCCUUGCUGUCGCAGCACGAGACAUCAGUGCUGCUGCAACUGAACAGCUCCAAGUGCCACGGACUUACCAAAAUGGCGACUUGUUUUCCCGCCAUAUAACACCUGGUCAUAGUAUAAAAGCAUGCUCUAACAGACACUAUGCAUGCAAAAGCUCUGCCAGUAAUGUCCGAGACAUCAUUGCUAUUUCACCUAGAAUAGCACCAUGCAGCAUAGUUUCGAUUUUUGUUUCAACUUGUUGGUAUAUACAAAUUAUUUUAUGAGAGAGAGAUAAAAAAGAAGAAAAAUGAUUUUGCACACUGAAAGGAUAGAGUCGCAAGAAAUUUAAACAAGAAAUAUAAUGUGGCCAUUUUUUGUUUUGCUAUGGCAUCUGUCAACUACAUGCGAGAGCUUUCAGCACUUAUUAUGGUGCACUUGGGAACAAGACAUUUAAUUGCACGAAGUUGCCCUCCAGAUACUACGACUCCUUUCAUGAAGUUGAGUUUGAUAAGCUGGCAUGUCUCGACAUAUGGCCUGAAGGUUGCCUUUUCAGACCUUUCAUAGGUAAACUUUGGAAUAAUCUCAACAGCAGCUCAAAUAAAUGGGUGUCAAAUCUAACUGUUGGCAUAAUGCCCCUUUACACUUAGCAGACUUGGUGUUUUUGACAAGUUGGCUGAAAUCAAAAGUGUUUUGCUUGCAUAUGAUCUGGACAUAUAAGCUAUAGCAGAAACAUGGUGCAUCUGGAGAUAUCUGAUUUUGAUGUCUUUCCAUGUGGCUGUAACAUGUUCUAGUGCAACCGAAGUUCUAGAGGAGGAGGGGUUGCAUUACUUCUCAAAGAUAACCUUCUGUGUACUUUUGUUGAGCAUAGUAAUUGUGAUUGUAAAAUGGCCUGUGCAACGGUGCAUUCUGGUUUGCAAACAGUUUUUAUAGGUGAUGUUUACAGGUCCCCCAGACUAGUCUUAUCACAUUGGAAAUCUUAUUCGAGCAUGUUAAAGUGAAGUAAAAAAAGUCCAUGUGAAUAAUUUUGGCUGGCAAUUGUAAUCUUCCCAAUAUUGAUUGGGAAAGUGAAAUGCCACAUGGAAAUUGUGUACACUCACAAUGUCUUGUUGAUAUUGUUACUGUGCAUUUGGACAAGACCGUGCGCACAAAAGGAAGGUGAAGUGAUAGACUGUCUCCUGGAGCUGCGACCUUUGUACUGGCCUGCGCGAUUAGCUUUUUGCCAUGCAACUUUUCCCCAUGUAAAUAGUAGUAAAUAUAUUUGUGCAUCGGGCUUCCUAUUUGUAACAUUUGGUGCAGGUGCAGGGUUUCUUUUCAUUUUUUUCAUAAACAGUCUUUGCUUAGAAACCCCAAAUCACAGGGCCAAUUUUCUGCCAAUGAUUGCAUUCUGCUUGCCGAGAUUUGCUGUAAAGAUCAUCAAGUAUAAUUACAUAGCACCCUUCAGUUGAUGUGAUGGUACCAUAAAUUGACUCAACAGCUUUAUGAGCAGUUCGGUAAUUAUAAAAUUGCAACAGCAUCUAUCUCAUCAUGACUGUCGAUGGUAAUGCGUUUAGCAUUAAAUCACUAUAGCCACAUAAUGUAUUGCCACUGUUGAAAUUAGUUAUGUAUGGGGCAUGUACUGAAGCGGCGCUACUCAUUCGUGCUUUUUUAAGAACAGUUGGUGCCAUCUAGUAAUGAUGCCUCCAAGCCUCUAUGUGACCUCUGAAAUGCAUGGCGUGUCAGUGCAUGUGAAUGCUGAGAAACACGUCAUGAGGCAACUGGGCUCCUCUCUCGCACUUCUUUGUCGACACACUGCGCCAUCUAGCCGCACUGUCAAAAAGCCAGUGCUUGGCCUCCGAGACAAGAAGCGUGGUGUGACUUUGUCCGUGAACUACGAGAUUUGUUCCCUCACUUGCUGCAUGCUUAGCGGCACAUACUCAGUGACCCAAGUUGGCAAGAGGUUCAUUGAAGAGCUGCCAUAACCAGUGCUUGGCACAGCUUGCUAAAGUGUCGACAUGAAAGGCGUUCAACGAAAAGCAGCACAUACCCACUGCAUUUGUGGGGCAGCAUGCUAAUGCGUCGCGUUGCUGUCCUUGAGGAACCCUUGUGAUGUGGGUUCGAUUUCGCUCAACAUUGGAGUAAUUUGAGGGACCUUUUUCGUCAUUGUAGAGCGGCACAUUCCCAGUGGCACAUGGCUAGUCACCCAACUUGGCAUCAGAGAGGUUAAUUGAAGACCCGCACAGAGCGAGUGGUACAUACCCAGUGCUCCAAGUCGGGACCAGUUUCCUUGAAGACGGUACCUACCUAGUCCCGCACCAGAGUGACCCCUGUCAGCGUGAAAGUUUCCUUGGAGAGUCGCACGUAUGUACAUUGCCACAUACUUAGCGAUACAUGUUGGUCCAAUGGUUGGUUCGAUGUGCUAACUAUUGGAACUACCCAGUGACCCAGGCAGGCGGGGAAUGUGCGUCAAGCACCCUAAAAAUGCUAACGCAUUGAUAUCUAGGUAUCACAGUCGCUUAUAACUGGAGCACAUUAAUAUUAAAGCAAAAGCCUCUCGUAAGCUGUGGUCACUGCAUUGAACUAUGCUACUGUUACAACCCCUGAAGCCAAGCUUUUGGCUUAUGAAUAGUUGAUUUGACCAAUACUUGAGUAUCGCGUAUUGUUUGGGACUCGCUCUAAUUCACAGGUUCUUGUUGAUCAUUUAGAGUAUCCAAAGAAAAGCUUUACACUUUAUUUGCAAUUUCUACAAUAGAGAAUCUGUGUCGAGAUUGUAUAAACAUUCAUGAUUGCAAGACCUGUCAACUAAGAGCAAAGCAAAAUGAAUAACAUUUUUGCAUAACUCAAUACGUGGUAGGGUUGGGCUAAAUAUUGAUCAUACCUGCUGCAGUGGCUUAGCGGCUAUGGCGUUGCGCUACUAAGCACAAGGUUGCAGGGCCAAAUCCCGGCUGUGGUGGCCGCAUUUCAAUAGAGGCGAAAUGCAAAAACGACCAUGUUUUGUGCAUUGGGGGCAUGUUAAAGAUCCCCUGGUAGUCAAAAUGAAUCAAGAGCACCCCACUACAGCGUGCCCAUAAUGAAAUCAUGGUUUUGGCAUAUAAGGCCGCAGAAUUAAAAAAUCUAUUAUUUACAGUUCAGUCACAGUUGUGAGAUGACAGAAAUAAACAUUCACAAGUUUCGUUGCAUGAAUAAUGUUUUCGAAUGUUUUUUUUUUUUUCUACGAACGGUGCAUGAGUGGAAUCUAUUGCCACCACUUUCGAUAGGAACGGCAUUUGAAAGUUGUUUCUGUCGUAAGCUUGAACACUUCUUGUUACAAUGUAAUAAUUGUUUGCUAUUGUAUUGGUCUCAUUAUUUCAGUUCUGUAUGUCUCGUUGCAUUGUUUUUCUUCACCCAUGCUCUGGCUCCUAUGUGUCGUAUAUCAAAUAGAUAUACAGUCAUCAUCACCUCAUGAUUAAAAAAAUGCUGGGAGUUGCCCUUUGCAGAAGAGCACAA
This is a messenger RNA of Dermacentor andersoni, 5784 nucleotides long. RefSeq names its product D-ribitol-5-phosphate cytidylyltransferase-like. Gene Ontology annotation, biological process: protein O-linked glycosylation via mannose; isoprenoid biosynthetic process. Gene Ontology annotation, molecular function: 2-C-methyl-D-erythritol 4-phosphate cytidylyltransferase activity; D-ribitol-5-phosphate cytidylyltransferase activity. The record is from RefSeq and is a predicted model, not a curated record. Gene Ontology annotation, cellular component: cytosol. NCBI's taxonomy places the organism in Eukaryota, Metazoa, Arthropoda, Arachnida, Ixodida, Ixodidae.